Columba livia (rock pigeon) is the source of this 1119-nucleotide messenger RNA. RefSeq names its product proline rich 29 (gene PRR29). The record is from RefSeq and is a predicted model, not a curated record. Bases 34 to 633 code for a protein of 199 amino acids. The transcript has 6 exons. Lineage: Eukaryota; Metazoa; Chordata; Aves; Columbiformes; Columbidae.
ACGAGUCCUGUUGCAGCUCUGCCUGCCCCAGCUAUGGAGGUGGGGACAGCGGGGGACCCCCAUGGGGCCUGGGGGGACACCCCAGCAGGGACCUACAUCGUCCCCAACAGGCUCCCACCCGAGCGAUGUCCCCGUGGGGUUGUGCCUGUGUCCCCACAGCCGGUGAUGAUCCUGCAGCAGCUUCCUGGGACUGCGGCUGCCCUGGGCCCCCCCGCCGGACCCCUGCAAGUCCGGGGAGCAGAUUUAAUCGAUUUGAUGAUGAUUCAAAACUCCCAAAUGCACCAGGUGGUGAUGAACAGGCUGGCUGUAUCGGCGCUGACGUCCUUCGGGUUCGGGCCAUCCCCAGCCGCUGCCCAGGCGAUGGCAAUGCCUUUGCAGACCACAGAGGAAGAGGAGGCUGUGGUUUUCCAUCAUCACUACAUCCCCUAUCCCAGUCCUGCUCCCGUCCUGCCAUGGCCGGUCCCGGUGCAGGAUCGGGGACUGGUGGCUGUGCGGCACCUGGGCACAGGCUCAUUAGCUGAGGAUGGGGAGGUUGCAGUGCCCCCCCCUCCACCUCCCAGUGCCACGGGGACCGUGGGAGCCAACGUUCCACCAGCAUCAGAGUACUAUGACAUGAUGGCAGAGAGGCUGUGAGCUCCAUGCUUCCCAAGAUGGUUUCUCCUGCACAUCCUAGCCCUCAACCCCAGAAGAUCCUGCAGGUGCUGAGCAUGGGUGCUCCAUGAUACCUAUAAGUUUUGGGGUGUCACAAAGCCUGUUACCAAACCCCAGCUGACAGCAUGACCCCAAACAGGGACAAGCUUUAUCUCCAUGCUCUGCAGGCUUGUCCCUGGUGACACCCCGAUCCUGGCUGGACAAUAUGUCUCUGCCGAACCAUGAGGACUCUGCAGAACAGGCUGUGUUGUGUCCCCAUAGUUGGGUGCUGGCAGCCCAGGUGGCCCUGGUCUUCAUUAAUCCCUUCAGAUCUCAAAGCAGCACAUUGCCUGUAAUUAAUUUGCUUUGUUAAGAAAGCACCCUGCUGUCACUAAUUAAGCAUUUGUAAUUAUCAGACUGCUGGCUCGUUGCCUGAAUGCAGGGUUCCCUUUGAGCUGGGAGGGUAAAGGUGGGGUGUGAGCAUACAUC